UUUGACGUCAUCGGCACCGACGGACCCCGAGCCGCACCCGAGCAACUCCUGUGCCGACACCGGUACUUAAUUUCUCAUGUCGUUUGUUUCCACACGGUUUGUUUCGGGGAACGUACCGUUUUCGCUCAACAACAAACAAAACAUAUCGGAUCAUCAUGGAGUUCGCAGAGCUGAUAAAAACACCCAGAGUGGAUGGAGUGGUCCUGCACCGACCCUUCAUGCCCACCGUGGAGGGAACUCUGUGUUUGACUGGACAUCACCUGAUUCUGUCCUCCAGACAGGACAGCGCGGAGGAGCUGUGGCUGCUUCACGCCAACAUAGACUCCAUAGAGAAGAGAUUUGUGGGAUCUUUGGGACGCAUCGUAGUCAAAUGUAAAGACUUGAGGAUUAUCCAGCUCGACAUCCCUGGAAUGGAGGAAUGUCUCAACAUUGCCAGCUCAGUUGAGGCUCUCUCAACACUCGACUCCGUCUCCCUGAUGUACCCGUUCUUCUACCGGCCCAUGUUUGAAGUCAUCGAGGAUGGAUGGAAUUCCUUUCUUCCUCAGGACGCCUUUAAGGAUUUGGAGUCAAUAACAGAUGAGUGGAGACUGAGUGAAGUCAACAAGGAUUUCAGCGUGUGCUCUUCGUACCCACCCCUAGUGGCCGUGCCCAAACACAUCGACGACGACACGCUGAAGAAAGUAGCCACCUUCCGCCACGGUGGUCGUUUUCCUGUACUAAGCUACUACCACAAGAAAAACGGCAUGGUUAUGAUGCGAGCAGGGCAGCCGCUGACGGGCACCAACGGACGGCGUUGCAAGGAAGACGAGAAGCUGAUUAAUGCCACUUUGAGGGCAGGGAAACGGGGAUACAUCAUCGACACACGCACCAUCAAUGUCGCCCAGCAGGCCAAAGCUCGAGGUGGAGGCUUUGAGUCUGAAGGGAACUAUCCGCAGUGGAGGAGGAUCCACAAAGCUAUUGAAAGGUCUAACAUCCUCCAAGAAAGUCUGAUUAAGCUGGUGGAGGCCUGUAAUGAUCAGUCCCACAGCAUGGACCGCUGGCUGAGCAAGCUGGAGGCGUCCAACUGGCAGACUCACAUCAAAGAGAUCCUCACCACUGCUUGCCUGGCGGCCCAGUGCAUCGACAGGGAGGGAGCGUCCGUGCUCGUUCACGGCACAGAAGGGACCGACUCCACCCUGCAGGUGACCUCUCUGGCUCAGAUCAUUCUCGAUCCCACCUGCAGGACCAUCAAAGGCUUCCAGGGGCUGGUGGAGCGUGAGUGGCUCCAGGCGGGUCACCCCUUCCAGCAGCGCUGUGCCCAGUCCGCCUACUCCAACAGCAAACCUCGGCAGGAGGCUCCGGUCUUCCUGCUCUUCUUGGACUGCGUGUGGCAGACCCUACGCCAGUUUCCCUGCUCCUUUGAAUUCAAUGAGGCCUUCCUGGUGCUGCUGUUCGAACAUGCAUAUGCCUCUCAGUUUGGGACUUUCCUGGGCAACAGUGCAGCAGAGAGAGCCAGGCUGUCUCUGGCUGAGAAGACCGUGUCUCUUUGGUCGUGGGUGAAUCGUCCUCAGGAGCUGGAGCGUCUGACCAACCCGCUUUAUGAGGCCAACAGUCUUGUGAUCUGGCCCUCCGUGGCUCCUCAGAGUCUGCUGCUGUGGGAAGGAGUGUUCCUUCGCUGGAACCGUUCCUCCAGGUGUCUGGAUGAGGCGUACGAUGAGAUGGUGCACAUUAUUGAGUACAACAAGGAACUUCAAAAUAAAGUCAACAGCCUGCGCAGGCAGUUGGCCCAGCUGGAAACCGAAGAUCCUCUGUUACACACACCAUAGACACACACACAUGCACACACAAAGCUAACACAUUAGUGUAAAAGAGUUGAAAACGCCAAAGUAACCGGGCGAAAAUCAGGCAUAAUCCUGUUUUUUCACAUUGGUGAAGUUUAAGUUAUUUUCAGACAUUUCAAAGCAAAAUCAAAGUCAGUUUAAUGAUUCUAACAGUUACAUUCUGACCUGUUGGAUAUGUUUGUUCCCCAAACCUACAACUUUAGCUUUGGACCGCUCAUCUGCUUUUGUCAUAGUUGAACGGAUUAUUACCGGGUUCAUCACUUCCUGUUUUUUAUUUUUCUCCUCUGGAGGUUCAUCAUUUCCACCAAGUGUGUACUGCACUGAGGCAAUGCGGGGUAACCAUGGCAACAUGGAGGUGUCAUGUGACUCCUCGUCAUGUUGGGAUGAGAUGUGUAGGUGAACACCCGCUGUAUUGUACUACUUGAUGUUUUUCAGAAUUUUGCAUCAUUUACUUGACUUUCUGAUUCAGUCGCAUCAACUGAGUUGAAGUAAAGCCCUUAAAAUCCCAAGUCCUACUGGCAUGAAACCAAUAAAAUACGCUGGAGAGUGGGAUGAAGCGAAGGUGGAAGGAUGCUACAGAGGGUCCUGUUGUCAUGGCGAUAGCAUGAAGAUCAAGUUGAGUUCUGUUUCUAGAGUUUUAUCCGCUUGAAAAUCUUGUACUUAUCAGACGUUUUUCUUUAAAGAUUCAUUUUUUUUUCUAUUUAGUGAAAAUUCGACAUGAUUCAUAAAUAUUGAUGCACUUUUUUGUACAUAUAAGAUGAUCGAAGCCAUAAUCAAUCUGAGAAAUCUUAUUUCUGUUACUUACUCAGAUAAAAAAAAACGCCUAUUUAAAAGAAACACAAACACCGUUAGCAUUUACUUAUUUAUCAGAGUCAAUUGUGAAAAGGCUUUUAUUCUUAAAGUUUAGCUUCUUAAUGGCUCGGUCGUGUUGUGAUCUUUAAAUGUGAUCGUGAGCAGAAUCUUGUUGAGAUUCUUACGCUUCAGAAAUGAGUAGGAGUCGAGAGAGAAGUGGAGAAAGUCGGUGGUUCACAAAGCCACAUAAACAAGAUCGUCACAGUUUCAAAAUCUGUUGAUUUCUCUUUUUGGAGCAUUUAAAUGCUUGGAUCAGCCGUAACAUUAUGACCGCAUGUCCAAGGCCGCCAAAGCUGCCCUCAGACAAAUAGAUCCCUAAGAAGUUUUAUUUUUCCUGUCAACUGAAAAAAUCCACAUUUUAAUACAUAACAAACUUUAUUUUGAAAAACUAAAAAAAAUUAGGGGAGAACGGGUCAGUAAGAGAUUGAACUUACACUGUAAAAAAAUAAAGUGUUGAAUUAACUUUACCAAGUUAUUUCAACUGGUUCUACUAAAGCCAUUUGCUAAAAUGCAAAGAGUAUUAUAAUUUACUUUAAACAUAAAAAUGAAUAAAUGUAUAUAAUAUACUUUAUAUUUAAGCAACUAGGUUUAGUGGAACUAGUUAACGUAACUGAGAUAAGUGAAGUCAACCUUUUAUUUCUUAGAGUGCAGACUUUUGGUUGCAUUGCUUGAGCACAUUUUACACGAUCCAUAAGGGGUGGGGAAGAAUACUGGUGUGUGUGUGUGUGUGUGUGUGUGUGUGUGUGUGUGUGUGUGUGUGUGUGUGUGUGUGUGUGUGUGUGUGUGUGUGUGUGUGUGUGUGUGUGUGUGUGUGUGUGUGUGUGUGUGUGUGUGUGUGUGUGUGUGUGUGUGUGUGUGUGCGUGCGUGCGUUGUGGGGGGGUCAUUAAUGGGAUGGCUCAAAGUUGCCUCCAUACUAAUGCUAAGAUGUGGCUUUUCCCUCAUUAGAAAUCAUCAUUUUGAUAAAAUAAGCAGUCCAGUGUUACCCCAUAAGUGGUCGUAAUGUUAUGGCCCAUGUGUCUGGUCAGUACGCUUGGCCGUUCUCUUUAGAGACGGAUUUUGAGGGGUUUGUUUGUGUAUCAGUAACAAAACAAAUGUGUUUUGUUUGAACAUCAUAUCAUAUCAGAUCCUUCCUCCUGGAGCCGUAGGGAGUUGUGUAAUAACCACACUAAUCUACUUAUAACUACUUUACACAAGCACUCGAGCUAACUUUUAGCCAAAUGUACAUCUUACCUUUUUCUUUAGCUUUUUUGGUCACCUAAAACAACCAAAUCAAUGCUUUAUUGUGCAAUUCUUCAUAUUUCUAUUUGCUUAAAUGCUUUAUUGUGUAGAAGACAGAACUAAUGAUAAUAAUGUCACAAUGUGUGCAAAUAAUCCUGCUUCUGAACUUUGUGCCGCCUUACUGUAAGUUGUCCAAAUCCAAUGCUUGGAAAGGGAUUUCAUUCAGAAGUGUAAAUGUUUUUUUAUGUUUCAAAUCAGUAAAAGUUAUAAUUCAAAA
This is a messenger RNA of Nothobranchius furzeri (turquoise killifish), 4168 nucleotides long. It is a transcript of the gene mtmr9, whose product is annotated as myotubularin related protein 9. Lineage: Eukaryota; Metazoa; Chordata; Actinopteri; Cyprinodontiformes; Nothobranchiidae. Gene Ontology annotation, cellular component: cytoplasm; membrane. The record is from RefSeq and is a predicted model, not a curated record. Gene Ontology annotation, molecular function: phosphatidylinositol-3-phosphate phosphatase activity. Gene Ontology annotation, biological process: phosphatidylinositol dephosphorylation; negative regulation of autophagy.